AUGGUGGCCAAUAAUAGUAAAUUCACAAAGAAAGGAAAUCAAUUUGCUACCAGCAGGCCAGAUUAUUCUACCAGGACCGUUGGGAAAUUUGGAGCCUUGCAAAAACAAUCAGUGGGUCUUGAGGGCGGUGUUUUUGAAUUGGUUAAGGAGUUGUUAAUUAGAGCAGAACUCCUCAUGAACAAUUCAAUUAGUGAGGCAUAUGGAAGGCGGCUAGAAAAAGCUCAGGGUGUGUUUGUUGGUUUUGCAUGUGAGUUGGGGUUACCCCCGUACCUGGCAUUAGAAGAGCUGUUGGUGGCUUUUCUUCAUGGCUAG
Dentiscutata erythropus is the source of this 312-nucleotide messenger RNA. Lineage: Eukaryota; Fungi; Glomeromycota; Glomeromycetes; Diversisporales; Gigasporaceae. The record is from the annotation of a GenBank genome assembly.